AUGGCUACAGCUGCGUUGUGCUUCAGGGCGUCUGCUCUCUCCGUGGCCUGUUUUCUCCUGGCCUUGCCAUUGCUGAUGGCACAGGACCCUUCAAAUCUGAGCCUGGAGCACUACUCCAAGACAUGCCCGAAUGCGGAGCAUGUGGUCCGGGCAGAGAUGGAGUGUGCGGUGCGCGACGAACCACGCAAUGCCGCUUUGAUGCUUCGCCUCCAUUUCCACGACUGUUUCGUGCAGGGCUGUGAUGGAUCGGUGCUGCUUGACGACACCGCGACCAUGAUCGGAGAGAAGCAAGCAGACCAGAAUGUGAACUCGCUGAAAGGAUUUGAGGUGGUUGACAAAAUCAAGGCAAAGCUGGAGGCUGAGUGUCCUGGAACAGUUUCCUGUGCUGACUUGCUUGCCAUUGCAGCCAGGGACGCAGUUGUCUUGAGUAGUAUGCAAACAAAGAACAUGACAGAUACAUUUCUUGAAAACAAAAGACUACAAACUCCAUAUCUUUCUGACAAGGGGGAAAAAUUGUUUCAGGUGGGUGGGCCUUACUGGGAUGUUCCAGUAGGAAGAUUGGACUCCAAGGAGGCAAGUCUUGACCUAGCAAACAAGGACAUCCCUACCGCUGAGCAGGGCCUUGUCACCCUUAUUUCCAAGUUCUGGGAGAAGGGCCUUGAUGCCACUGACAUGGUGGCCCUUGUCGGAUCCCACACGAUUGGAUUCGCACGGUGCGCGAACUUCCGGGACAGGAUAUACGGCGACUUCGAGAUGACAUCCAAGUACAACCCUGCGUCUGCGACCUACCUCAGCAAGCUCAAGGAGGUCUGCCCCAUGGAUGGUGGCGACGACAACAUCAGCGCCAUGGACAGCCACACUUCCUCGACCUUCGACAACGCCUAUUUUGAGUCGCUCAUCAAGGGCGAGGGCCUCCUCAACUCCGACCAGGAGAUGUGGUCCAGCAUCGCCGGGUACUCGACGGCCGACACGGUCAACAAGUACUGGGCUGACCCGGAGCUGUUCUUCAAGCAGUUCUCGGACUCCAUGGUCAAGAUGGGCAAUAUCACCAACCCUGCAGGUGGUGAGGUCAGGAAGACCUGCAGAUUCGUGAACACAUAA
Triticum turgidum subsp. durum (durum wheat) is the source of this 1101-nucleotide messenger RNA. The record is from the annotation of a GenBank genome assembly. NCBI's taxonomy places the organism in Eukaryota, Viridiplantae, Streptophyta, Magnoliopsida, Poales, Poaceae.